This is a messenger RNA of Triticum urartu, 1486 nucleotides long. The record is from RefSeq and is a predicted model, not a curated record. NCBI's taxonomy places the organism in Eukaryota, Viridiplantae, Streptophyta, Magnoliopsida, Poales, Poaceae.
AGCUGCGGAACAUAAACAAAACGCAAGGGGAAGGAGAGAGAAGCUUAAUUCGAAUUCUGUCGCCUCUCUCUCCUCGGACUCUUCUCCCCCUCGCUAGCCGGCGCCGCAAUAGAUCGCCGUUCGCCAGUGCCGGAGCAGGCCCCCCAUUCCGUUCCCUCUUCCCCGCGAGCAGGUCUAGUACAACCUCCGGAGUUUUCCCAUGGCCUCGGCUGCUUAUACUGAUGAUUCUGGUUCCGAGGUUAUUGAUCCUCCAAAGUCUGAGGUACUGGAUGUUGCUGAACUUGUCGGCGAUCAUAUCCAGCUUACACAAAAAUCAAAUGUGGUAGCUUCUAGCAGCGUUCGCGAACUUUUGGAAUGCCCUGUCUGCUUGAGUGCCAUGUACCCUCCUAUACAUCAGUGCUCUAAUGGCCAUACAUUGUGCUCUGGAUGCAAGCCAAGGGUUCACAAUCGCUGUCCAACUUGUAGGCAUGAACUGGGUAACAUAAGAUGCCUUGCUCUUGAGAAGGUGGCUGCAUCUCUUGAGCUUCCAUGCAAGUACCAGAACUUUGGUUGCUUAGGCAUUUACCCAUACUACUGCAAGCUGAAGCAUGAGUCACAGUGCCAAUAUAGGCCUUAUAGUUGUCCAUACGCUGGAUCUGAAUGUACAGUUGGUGGUGACAUUCCAUACUUGGUAAAUCAUUUGAAAGAUGAUCACAAAGUUGACAUGCAUAGCGGAAGCACUUUCAACCAUCGCUAUGUCAAGUCAAAUCCUCAUGAAGUUGAGAAUGCGACCUGGAUGCUUACGGUUUUCAGCUGCUUUGGCCAGUACUUCUGCCUGCAUUUCGAGGCAUUUCAGUUGGGCAUGGCACCUGUGUACAUCGCUUUCCUGAGGUUCAUGGGAGAUGAUGCGGAAGCAAAGAAGUACAGCUACAGCCUGGAGGUAGGAGGUGGUGGGCGCAAGAUGAUCUUUCAAGGGGUUCCCCGGAGCAUCCGAGACGGCCAUCGGAAGGUCAGAGAUAGCUAUGAUGGGCUAAUAAUCCAACGGAACAUGGCCUUGUUCUUCUCUGGUGGUGAGAGGAAGGAGCUUAAAUUGAGGGUCACCGGGAGGAUUUGGAAAGAAGAGUGAAAUGAUCCAGCCGAUUCAUCCAUUUCCCUGGUAUGAAUGAGCCCAUGGGUCGCAUCAUGAAAACUGUAUUUCCUAGGGGCUGAUUCUGAAGCGUGCAAAUUGUAAUACCUGUAGCCUGUUUUAGCCAUCGUCUGCUCGAUUGGUGUCUGCUCAGAUAACCUGGGUGACAGUGAUACUGUUGUAGGAAUCUCCUCUUUGCCAUUCUGUAGCAUAGGGGAGCCUAUUGGCAACACAUGAGAUGUAAAGGUUCUAUGUAGCUUUCGUUCUCUGUUCCAAACUCCGUUUCCAUGAUUCAUUUAAGAGGAUGUGUAACAGCUUGAGAAUUAGAACGUGGAUUUUAUCAUGAUGAAAUGCAAGAAACAUUGGAGUUGGCGUUGCAAA